ACUUUAUUCUGAUGUUCUCAUAUAUUUAUUUUGGUUUUAGGAUCUGAAAAUGCUUGCGAAAAGACUUCAUUUAUGUUUCUGAGACAAGAGUUGCCUGUGAGAUUGGCAAACAUAAUGAAGGAAAUAAGCCUGCUUCCAGACAACCUCUUAAGAACACCUUCAGUUCAACUGGUGCAGAGCUGGUAUGUCCAAAGUCUUCAGGAGAUCCUUGACUUUAAGGACAAAAGCUCAGAAGAUUCAGGGGCUAUUCAUAGUUUUACAGAUACUGUGAUAAAAAUCCGGAAUCGACACAACGAUGUAAUUCCUACGAUGGCUCAAGGAGUAAUAGAGUACAAGGAAAGCUUUGGCAUUGAUCCAGUGACCUCACAGAAUGUGCAGUAUUUUUUAGACCGUUUCUACAUGAGUCGCAUUUCAAUUAGAAUGCUCCUCAAUCAACACUCUUUACUGUUUGGUGGGAAAAUUAAUCCAGCUCAUCCAAAACACAUUGGAAGCAUUGAUCCUAGCUGCAAUGUUGUUGAAGUUGUUAGAGAUGGCUAUGAAAGUGCUAAGAGACUUUGUGAUUUAUAUUACAUGAGCUCUCCAGAACUCAUCCUUGAAGAGUUGAAUGCUAAAUCACCAGGACAGCCUAUGCAAGUGGUGUAUGUGCCAUCACAUCUCUAUCACAUGGUUUUUGAACUUUUCAAGAAUGCAAUGAGAGCCACCAUGGAACAUAAUGCUGAUGGAUGCAUUUAUCCUCCUAUUCAUGUACACGUCACAUUGGGAAAUGAGGAUUUAACUGUGAAGAUGAGUGAUCGUGGUGGAGGUGUUCCUAUGAGGAAAAUUGACAGACUAUUCAACUACAUGUAUUCAACAGCACCACGUCCACGUGUUGAGACAUCACGAGCUACACCUUUGGCUGGAUUUGGUUAUGGCUUACCCAUAUCACGUCUGUACGCACAGUACUUCCAAGGAGACCUGAAACUGUAUUCCUUAGAAGGCUAUGGUACAGAUGCAGUUAUUUACAUAAAGGCCUUAUCAACAGAAUCAAUUGAAAGACUCCCUGUAUACAACAAAGCAGCCUGGAAACAUUAUAAAGCAAACCAUGAAGCAGAUGAUUGGUGUGUGCCAAGCAGUGAGCCAAAGGACAUGACCACUUUUCGCAGUAUAUAG
Messenger RNA from Phaethon lepturus (White-tailed tropicbird), 1149 nucleotides. Its product is annotated as [Pyruvate dehydrogenase (acetyl-transferring)] kinase isozyme 1, mitochondrial. Gene Ontology annotation, cellular component: mitochondrion. The coding region runs from base 73 to 1149 and encodes 358 amino acids. The transcript has 10 exons. NCBI's taxonomy places the organism in Eukaryota, Metazoa, Chordata, Aves, Phaethontiformes, Phaethontidae. The record is from RefSeq and is a predicted model, not a curated record. Gene Ontology annotation, biological process: regulation of glucose metabolic process; protein phosphorylation. Gene Ontology annotation, molecular function: pyruvate dehydrogenase (acetyl-transferring) kinase activity.